UUUUUUUUAUCAAACAUCAUCUUUCAACAACACCAACAUCCCACCAACAAAGAUUUUGUAGCAAAAUUCACCUUCUAUCAUCAACUUGUUGGAAAAUUUCACAUGGCUUUUUCAUUUUCUUUCACUUUAUGAUGAUGGUGAUGAUCUUGAAUAGUUGAAUAUCCCCUUGUUCAGUUCUUGAUGAACCAUUGAUGAAAUGAGGAUAAUUGGAAGAAAAAUAUUCAACCCAAGUGAGAAAAUUGAACAACAAACCAUAAAGUUGAAAUCUUUUUACAAUUUCCUCACAUACCCAGAAACAUUUUCUUGUUAAAUUAUCAGCAUUGUAAAGAUGAGGAAACAUGGAUGGCAACUUCCCUAUCAUCCUCUUCAGGUGGUAGCUGUUUCUGUAUUUUUGGCAUUGGGUUUUGGUUUCUAUGUGUUCUUUGCUCCUUUUGUUGGUAAAAAGAUGUACCAAUAUGUUGUAAUGGGGAUCUACACUCCUCUUAUUGUAUCUGCAUUUGGAUUGUACAUAUGGUGUGCUGGUGCUGAUCCAGCAGAUUCGGGUGUUUUCAAGUCGAAAAAGUACGUUAAGACCCGUAAUAACAAAACAGGUGGUGGAAUUAAAGAAUCUAAACUUGGUGGUGUAUCAACAUUAUCGGUACAAGAUGCGAAUGCUGCAAGUGUUGGAGAGAAACAUUCGAUCAAGAACCGUAACGAUCAAGAUUCAAGAACAGAAGAUAAUGCGUCUGAAACUGUCGAAAACGUGUCGAAACGGCCUUGCUUUUUGGCGUUGAUUCCUUGUGCUUUGAUGUGCCAUUGCUCGAGUUCAAACGAUGAAUCUUCUGAACUUCAAACGAGCGAAGAUGGCAUGUUUUAUUGUAGUUUGUGCGAAGUUGAGGUUUUCAAGUACAGUAAGCAUUGUAGAGUUUGUGACAAAUGUGUCGAUCGGUUCGAUCAUCAUUGCAGGUGGUUGAAUAACUGUGUAGGCAAGAAGAACUACAGGAAAUUCUUUACUCUUAUGAUCUCUGCUCUUCUUCUACUCAUACUUCAAUGGUCAACUGGAAUUGUGGUGUUGAUAUGUUGUUUUCUUGACCACGAGAGAUUCAACUUAGACAUUGCUACCAAGCUCGGAAGCAGUUUCUCAUUGGUGCCUUAUGUUAUAGUCGUGGCGGUGUGCACUAUUUUGGCUAUGAUCGCAACGCUGCCACUUGUUCAGCUAUUCUUCUUUCACAUUCUUCUAAUAAAGAAGGGAAUCAGCACAUAUGAUUACAUCAUAGCAUUAAGAGAGCAAGAUCUGCAAGAAGUUGGUGGUCAACAAAGUCCUCAAAUGUCACCCGCAAGCUCUCUCACCGGUUUAAGCAGUGUCAGCUCGUUCAAUAAUUUCCGUCAAGGAGCUUGGUGUACGCCCCCACGCCUGUUCGUUGAAGAUCAGUAUGAUGUAGUUCCAACCGACACCGGUUCAGUUAGCUCAUUAGGGAAGAAGACAGUAGACGAGCCUAUCAAGAAAAAGAACACCACAGCUGUAAAGAUCAGCCCGUGGACGUUGGCCCGUUUGAAUGCAGAUGAGGUAUCGAAAGCUGCCGCAGAAGCCCGAAAAAAGUCAAAAAUCAUACAGCCCAUUUCAAGAAAAGAAGCCCAACAGACCGGCCCGUACGGGCUUGAAAGGGACAACAGCGUUGGAAGCAGUGAACGUCGGAUGUUCUCGAGACUUGACAAUAGCCAAAGAAGAGGAAGCAUGCGUGCCCGCCUUCAAGAACAUUUGCAGCACGUAGAACAUCCAUCACUGAGCAAUAAUAUCGGAAAUGAUAGAAUAACGGGCCAGGGUUUCUCGAGUUUGGCCCCUUUGCAGAUCGAGGCCCGUAGUGUUUUCCAGCCCAUGGGUUCGACCAAUAUUGUAGAAUCCUCACCAGACACUACUAGUAGCUUAGACUCACCUGAUAUUCACCCGGUGAGGAUCUCUUCUGGAGCCGAUGAGGCUAGGAAACCGGUCUCGGUAGCUCAGGAGAUGGCUGGGGUCAUGCCACUGUCUAGAUCCACUAGUGGCGGUUAUGACGCAUCGGGUGGUGAAGAUAGUGACCGUGUCCCGUCUUGGUUGGUUCAAAGAUCUGGAAACUGGAGUGCACGGGUUUUUGGCGGUGAACUAGAUGAAAGGGUUGCAAGAUUCAAGACGGCAUCGUCUUCAACAUCUACUUAUCCGAAUGAAAGAAAGAUAUGAACUCAUUUCGUGAUUCUUUGAUCGGUGUUGGCCUGUUUUUUGCAUCUUUUUCAUGGCCUGUUUCUUUCUUUGAACUCCAUGAGACUGCAUGUGUUCCAAGAAUGAAACAACUCCAUGAAAUGCUUCUUGAAUCUCUAAUAGAUCUUGCUCAAUCAAAAUGUUGCCGAAACGUUUAAGCUGUAAAA
Helianthus annuus (common sunflower) is the source of this 2379-nucleotide messenger RNA. Its product is annotated as probable protein S-acyltransferase 22. The transcript is spliced from 9 exons. Gene Ontology annotation, cellular component: Golgi apparatus; endoplasmic reticulum. Lineage: Eukaryota; Viridiplantae; Streptophyta; Magnoliopsida; Asterales; Asteraceae. Gene Ontology annotation, biological process: peptidyl-L-cysteine S-palmitoylation; protein targeting to membrane. Gene Ontology annotation, molecular function: protein-cysteine S-palmitoyltransferase activity. The record is from RefSeq and is a predicted model, not a curated record. The coding region runs from base 329 to 2194 and encodes 621 amino acids.